Cetraspora pellucida is the source of this 4005-nucleotide messenger RNA. The record is from the annotation of a GenBank genome assembly. NCBI's taxonomy places the organism in Eukaryota, Fungi, Glomeromycota, Glomeromycetes, Diversisporales, Gigasporaceae.
AUGGCUAAUAAUUACGAAAGACUUGAUGCUCGUUUAAUUGAUGGUAGUGAUAAUAACGUUAUAUAUCCGACCGCCGGAACUACGCAGCAACCUUUUUUAAGAGCCAUUAGUUCUACAAACUUUAAUCAGGAUUCUUCUCCUGUAACAUCUCCAACUGAUUUUCUUGGUCUAAACCCGAAUGGGUCAACAACUAUUAAAUGUACCGAUAAAGUACCCACUGGCAUGUACCCCAUGCCACGAUGUAUAUCAAAUAUAAUGUGCAGUUAUCAUACUCAACUUUAUGAUGUUAAUACAUUAUCAAGCUAUCGUUCCUUCAGGCGGACUAGUCAUUUUGUUACCUUUUUUGGCCAAUAUAUUGUUGCCGACAUCACGAUAUCGAGAAGCUCGAAUCCAACAUAUCCGGUAUUCUUACCGGCGGAUGAUCCGUUGUAUAAUCCAAUCCCAAAUUCUACUGUGUCUCCGUACCAAAUUAAUGUACCUUUUUUACCGGCUAAUCGAUCUGAUGGUAAUAAUGAUACUAAUCCGACAACGCGAAAUCCACUUCUUAGUGGAGAAAAUCUUGUCACCCCUUUUCUUGAUUUAAAUAAUAUUUAUGGUAUUAGCGAUCAAGAUGCGAUUGGCAGACUUCGUGAUACUUCAUCCAAUAGGGGGAAAUUAAAGACCUCUAUAAUUAAUGGAGAGCAUUAUCCUCCAAAAAAUGCAUCUAAUGGAAAAUAUAUUUGGGGUUCUACUUCGGAUCGCUCAUAUAAUAUAUUUGUUUUGGCUAUUCAGACAAUUUGGAUACGAGAACAUAACCGAUUGUGUGAUGAAUUAUACCAAAAAUAUGGUAAUUCCUGGACUGAUGAGCAAUAUUUUCAAGAAGCAAGGCGUUGGGUUAUCGCUUUCUUUCAAAAGACAGUUGCUGAAGAAUAUAUUGGCGCUGUUCUUGGUCGCCCUUUACCAGUCUACCAGAAAUAUAAUCCUAAUCUUAAGCCAGGAAUUGAUACGUUCUUUUCAACUGUCACAUUCCGAUACGGUCAUAGUGAAUUAAGAAUUCAAGAUGAAUAUGGUGAUACCCUUUAUGAUUUGGUUUUGAAUGAUCUUAAAAAUCUCACACUUUUAGAACAACUUGGUCUAGAAAGAGUACUUUGGUCAUUAGUUCUUCAACGUCAGGAAGAAGUUGAUAUUUUCCUUUCAGAUUCGACUAAAAAAUAUAUUGCCCCUGACCUCGUUACUUAUGAUAUAGCAGCUUUUGACAUCUUGAGAAGUAGAGAUCGUGGUAUUCCUUUAUAUAAUGUAGUACGACAAUAUUUUGGGUUUCCUAAAGCUAAGUCAUUUGCUGAUAUUUCUACAAACCAUAAUGUUCAAGCAAACUUGGCCAAAAUCUACCCAAAUGGUGUUGAUUCAGUAGAGGCAUGGGUUGGCGUAAUGAGUGAAGACCAUUUAAAUGGUUCAAAUUUUGGUAUGGUCAUGAAUGCAAGUAUGGUAACACAGAAUCCUGAUAUGUUUAAUUCAGAUGAACAAAAAAUUAUAAGAAAUACAACUUUCCGAGACAUUAUUAUUCGUAAUCUUAAUAAGAGUGUAAACUUUCCACAAAAUAUUUGGGCUGUUCAACCUCAAAUGAAACUUAAUAAUAGCGAUGAUGACAAUUAUCCAAAUAAGAUUAGUAGUUGGACACAAUAUAUUAUAAGUUAUAGGAUUGAUUUAGCAUAUGUGUACUUUAAAGUUCAACUUCAAACAUCUGACGGUAAUGGAUGGUUCGGAAUGGGGUUUGGUCCUGAUGAUGACGGAAUGAAAGGAGCAGAAUUUAUUAUUGGCAUUGUUACUAAUGGAAAUGUCACAUUAGAAAAUUAUUAUGCUGAUGUGGGUGGUUAUCACCCUCCUCUUCGCGAUUCUAAUCAAGACCCCGAUCUUGUACCAAAGUUCUCUAUGUCUGAUAGUAAAGCUGUAACCGUAGAGUUUAAAAGACUUCUCCGUCCUCCAGGAAGAAAACCAAUUACAAAUGAUGAUAUGAAAUGUCAUUUUAAUAUGUACCUCAAAAUUCAUAAAUUUAUACAAUUGGUGGGUGGUAUUUCAAUUUCAGCAUUCGGAUUUGCUGCUAUAUCUACGGUGAUAAAAACGCAAACACCACAUGCAUGGAUGGGGUUGUUUAUAUUUGCUAUUUCAUUUAUUGAAAUAGGCCUUGGAUUAAUUGCUGUAUGGGGACAAACAUCUGUGAUAUCAGUUAAUAAGGAAUUGAUACCUUUUGUCUUUCCUAUGGCUAAUAAGGCAAUUAUUGAACGAAAAGUUAUGAUGCAUGCUUAUAUCAAUUAUGAAGAUUACGCUAAAUUACCUGAAUUUACUUGGGAAGAAAUCAAUGAGAGAGUUCAACGUGGGGCUUAUUUGGUCGUUUGCGACGGACUGGUGGUGGAUAUUCUUGAUUGGACUUAUUCGCAUCCAGGAGGUAGAAAAAUAUUAGUAAAUGUUAUUGGAACAGAUAUUACGGAUGAUUUUUACAACACACACCAAAACACACAAAUUUCUGAAGAAAUAGAUUCCCCAGAAGCUUUACUUAUUCCAAAGGAUAAUUUUUCUGGAAAUUUUUCGUCUGUGCUUACAAAAUAUAUAAGCCACCUUCAAAGAGAACAAAUUCCUCAAAAAUUAUCUACAAUUCCCAAAUUAAUUGAUAACAUUAACAAAAUGUAUUAUCUAAAGGCACCGUUAGCACAACAUACUCAUAGUAGAUUUGCUACUCAAAAAAUGGCAUCAAUGGUAAUAGGCAAAGUGGUUGAAAAACCUUUGGCCCAAAAUGAUAAAAGCACUUUUUCAGAAAUUCAUGAAAGCGAGAAGAGUUCUGUUGAAUAUAAUAAAACAUCUACAAGUACAAUCAAAAAUAUUCAAUUUCAUCGUUAUAAGCUUACAAGUAAAGUAAUGGUCAAUGCAAAUAUCAAAUAUCCUGUAAUAAGGUUUACAUUUUCUAGAGUGCAUCAGGAUAAGAAAAAUGUUAACAAUCAAAAAUUUUUACCCGGGGAUUAUAUUGAGAUGCAAUCUAGAGUAAAAGGCCAGAAUGUGAUCAGGAGUUAUACUCCCAUACAAGGCAGCUUAUUUAAAUCAUUUUCAAUUUAUGUUAAAAUUUAUCCUUACGGGCUCUUUUCUCAACAUUUGAAUGAACAGUUAAUAGGAUAUGAAAUUCAAGUUCGUGGUCCAUUUGACGUUUAUAAUAGACCUAAACCAUGCCUUAUGUCAUUAAAUUCAACACAAUACUUUAAUUGGGGUGCGGGCUUUUUUUCUCCCAUGAGUCCUUACAAUAUACCUAUUGGACCACCCAGAAUUUCGUCUCCUAUGAAAACUUCUCUAUUAAACCCAAAUAGUUCGGAUGGCUGCUGGAAUGAAUUAUACAUGAUUGCCGCAGAACGAAAUAAUGACUUUGAACAAAAUGUUAAUUCUAAACGAAUGCAUUUAUUAUUUGGAAAUCGUAAAAUUGAAGAUAUUAUUGAUGGUAUAUUACUUGAAGAUCUGGCACUUUCAAGCAGGGGACAAUUUACUGUAACGUACUGUCUUUCAGAUCCACCUUCAGAUUGGGUUGGUUUUGAAGGGAAAAUCAGCCAACAAGUAAUACAAAACUGGAUGAAUAUAAUGCGGGGUGAAAACAUGUCUCAACCAUGCUCAGAGAGUAAUGAUUAUACACAUAUUCAAGAUCAUUAUAUACUCUAUAACUCAAACGAACAUAAUAAAAGCCCUUCACCGGAGAUCAGUUCUAGGUCACAAUCACCAUGUGAAAUUUCGCAGAAUUCGCCGCUUUUAUCCUAUAGAACAACGGAUGCACAAAGUUCUGAAGUAGAACCAAAAUCAAGAAAAAUAAAUGCAUCAACGGAAAGAUCGAGAAUACCUAAAAAAAUUAAUCUGGAUUUAGUAGCUCCUAUGAAAUGGAAUAAUGUAAUGCAAGGGAAGAUUUUUGUUUGCGGACCAACUAGCAUGAUGAUUGCUGUUGAAAAAGCUUUGCUUAAUAUGGGAUAUAAUGAACAAAAUAUUACUACGUUAUAUUAG